This is a messenger RNA of Fonsecaea nubica, 1845 nucleotides long. RefSeq lists its product as hypothetical. The transcript has a single exon. The record is from RefSeq and is a predicted model, not a curated record. Gene Ontology annotation, biological process: L-leucine catabolic process; ketone body biosynthetic process. Bases 1 to 1845 code for a protein of 614 amino acids. Gene Ontology annotation, molecular function: hydroxymethylglutaryl-CoA lyase activity. Lineage: Eukaryota; Fungi; Ascomycota; Eurotiomycetes; Chaetothyriales; Herpotrichiellaceae.
AUGGCUCGAGGUGUGUCGAAUACGAGGACGAAUGGCGUUCGCAUCGUCGAGGUCGGACCUCGCGACGGUCUGCAGAAUGUCAAGACGGCGAUCCCGACCGCCACGAAGCUGGAGCUCAUCGCUCGUCUACGCGCUACGGGUCUGGAUACAAUAGAGAUCACGUCUGUGGUCUCUCCACGCGCCAUCCCGCAACUGGCCGAUUGUCGACAAGUGCUCGCGGACCAAGCCAUCAAGACAUUGCUACUCGACGGCAACCUUCGACUGCCGGUGUUGAUCCCCAACCUGAAGGGUCUGCAGAUUGCUAUGGAAAACUCGGUGCGGGAGGUGGCGGUCUUUGUGAGUGCCACCGAGGGAUUCAGCAAAGCCAACAUCAACGCCACUGUCGAUGAGGGCUUGUCAAGGGCGAGACAAGUGGCAGUGAAAGCUACCGCUGCAGGUCUGGCGGUCAGAGGAUAUAUAUCGUGCAUCUUUGCGGACCCCUUUGACGGCCCUACUCCGCAGGCCGCUGUCCUGAAAGUCGUGCGGACCUUGUUGGAUAUGGGAUGCUACGAAGUCAGCCUGGGCGAUACACUGGGCGUUGGCACAGCGGCCGACGUCGAAAGCCUGCUCCUGUAUCUCCAGAACAACGGCAUUCCACUGUCACAGCUUGCGGGGCAUUUUCACGACACCUAUGGUCAGGCCGUCAGCAACGUCUGGCAGGCUUAUCAGUGUGGUCUCCGUGUCUUCGAUAGCAGUGUCGGCGGAUUGGGCGGCUGCCCUUUUGCGCCUGGGGCUAAGGGAAAUGCUGCUACGGAAGACCUGGUGUAUUUGUUCCAGCAGGCCGGAGUUGAAACUGGGGUGGACCUUUCGAAGCUGAUGGAAGUCGGGAGCUGGAUCUCUGAGCAAUUGAAGAAACCAAACGAGAGCCGCGCCGGAGUCGCUCUGCUGGCCAAACGAGCGCUGCUUCAGUCUAGAGGUACGACGCAACAAAAGAGCCAAACCUCCCCAGCAUACACCUGGACGUUGGUCAAUGAGACGGAGAGCAUCAGGCUGUACCGAUCGGGAGUCAACCUCAAAGUGGUUCUCAAUCAGCCAAAGAAGGGCAAUGCUCUGACCACUCCCAUGAUCAACGAUCUGACGGACGUGUUCCGUCGGGCACGGGAAGAUCGCACUACCUCUCGAAUAGUCUUGACUGCCGAAGGAAAAUACUUUUGUGCGGGGAUGGACCUUGGAAAAGGGACUUCGCCGGUUGCGCAAUCAAGCGAAGUCAGCGACGCACAAUACGAGCGUCUCACACAGCUCUUUGAAGCAAUUGACAACGCCCCUCAAGUGACGAUAGCCGGUAUUAAUGGGUCGGCAUUUGGUGGUGGAGUUGGACUCGCCUUUGCGUGCGACGUCAGGAUCGCAGUCAAAUCUGCCACAUUCACGCUGAGCGAAGCCAAACUAGGAUUGUGUCCAGCGACCAUCUCGAAAUAUGUGGUCAGAGAAUGGGGGCUCGCUUUCACCAGAGAGGCCAUGCUCUCUGCGCGUCCAAUCCCGAUGGAUGAGCUGCGGUCCCUAGCCGUGAUCGCAAAGGUUGUCGAUGACCCCACACAGCUUCAGACAGAGUUGGAUCGAUACCUCGCUCGCUUGAAGGUGGCUGGUCCGGAAGCGUCUACCAUGUGCAAAGAAUUGAUCAGACUGGGCUGGCUCCAUUCCGGGGGCGCAGAGCAAGCCAAGGGGAUCAAGCAACUAUUUGACAAGAUGAUGCGCCCCGAUGGUGAAGCAGCCAUUGGAUUGAAAGCGUUUCAAGCCACCAAGAAGCCAUUGGACUGGGAUGAGAUUACCAUGACGCGGUCAGCAGCCGCUCCAAAGGCCAAGUUAUAG